This is a messenger RNA of Mus caroli (Ryukyu mouse), 1293 nucleotides long. RefSeq names its product serine protease inhibitor A3N-like. NCBI's taxonomy places the organism in Eukaryota, Metazoa, Chordata, Mammalia, Rodentia, Muridae. The record is from RefSeq and is a predicted model, not a curated record. Gene Ontology annotation, molecular function: serine-type endopeptidase inhibitor activity.
AUGCCCUUCAUUGCAGCUCUGGGGCUCCUGAUGUCUGGGAUCUCUCCUGCUAUGCUCAGCUUUUCCAAUGACACACUAGGAAGGCACAAUGCAGUCCAGAAAGGCCAAGAUACUCGAAAACAACUGGACAGUUUAACAUUGGCCUCCAUCAACACUGACUUUGCCUUCAGCCUCUACAAGGAGCUAGCUUUGAGGAAUCCACAUAAAAAUAUUGUCUUCUUCCCAAUUGGCAUCACAACCGUGCUUUGCUCCUUGUCUCUGGGAGCAAAGGGCAAGAUCCUGGAAGAGAUUCUAGAAGUUCUUAAGUUCAAUCUUAAAGAGACCUCUGAGGCAGACAUCCACCAGGGCUUUGGGCACCUCCUAUAGAGGUUCAGCCAUCCAGAAAACCAUGUACAGGUCAGCACAGGCAGUGCCCUGUUUGUUGAAAAGCACCUGCAGAUCCUGGCAGAGUUCAAGGAGAAGGCAAGGGCUCUGUACCAGGCUGAGGCCUUCACAGCAGAUGUCCAGAAGCCUCGAGAGGCCACAAAGCUCAUCAAUGACUAUGUGAGCAAUCAGACCCAGGGGAAGAUCAAGGAACUGGUCUCAGACCUGGAAGAGAGGACAUCCAUGGUGCUGGUGAAUUACCUCCUCUUUAGAGGCAAAUGGAAGGUGCCCUUUGACCCUGAUGACACAUACAUGGGAAAAUUCAUAGUGGACAGAAGGAGGACUGUGAAAGUGCAGAUGAUGAAAAUAGAGAACCUGAGGACACCCUACUUUCGGGAUGAGGAGCUGAAAUGCACUGUGGUGGAGCUGAACUACGAAGGCAAUGGCAAGGCCAUGUUCAUCCUCCCUGACCAGGGCAGGAUGCAGCAGGUGGAAGCCAGCUUGCAACCAGAGACCCUGAGGAAGUGGAGGAAAUCACUGAGGCCCAGGAUGAUAGAUGGGCUUUGCCUACCCAAGUUCUCCAUAUCCAGAAACUACAGACUGGAGGAUAUCCUUCCAGAGCUGGGUAUCAGGGAAGUCUUCUCCACACAGGCUGACCUGUCUGGGAUCACUGGAGCCAAGGAUAUAAGUGUCUCUCAGGUGGUCCACAAGGCUGUGUUAGACAUGGCUGAGACAGACACAGAAGCAGCUGCUGCCACAAGAUUCAAAAGUGUCCCACUGUCUGCAAAAUUUGACAUUGUGAAUGUGAACUUCAAUAGGCCAUUCAAUAUUAUUGUCCUGUCUUUAGAUCCUCAGAUUCUCUUCAUGUUAGUGAAAGUCUUGAAUCCCAAGGGAGAUUCAAGAGUCUUUGCAGAUUGUAUCCUCUGGUGA